Molecule: messenger RNA, 249 nt
Organism: Arabis nemorensis
Lineage: Eukaryota; Viridiplantae; Streptophyta; Magnoliopsida; Brassicales; Brassicaceae
Source: the annotation of a GenBank genome assembly
AUGGCGGAACAUGGUAGGAAAUUGGAUAGCAGUAUCGUGGAGAUCUUCGAGGCGAUCCGAUUGAUGAAAGAAACUGGUGCAUCUACGAGUAACACCGUAGCACCACCGGGACCGGUACAGACGCCGGAGCUCAAUCUCGGUAACAAUACUCUGGUACAUGGCGCGAGGUUACCGAAUCAAGGUUAUCAAGGAGUAACUCGCCUUAGCAAGUUAGAUUUUCCGAAGUUUGAUGGAUCGGGAAUUACGUAA